Molecule: messenger RNA, 1554 nt
Organism: Rhopalosiphum maidis (corn leaf aphid)
Lineage: Eukaryota; Metazoa; Arthropoda; Insecta; Hemiptera; Aphididae
Exons: 3
Coding region: 1-1554 (517 amino acids)
Source: RefSeq, a predicted model, not a curated record
AUGACCUGCUGCGCUCCAGAUGGCGACGAUACGUUUCUGAUGCCGCUGAAGAAGAGAAAACAUCUGCGCUGUCCGGGCGACGGUCAAUCGCCGCGCGAGAGACGAUGCGGCAACAUGGGCCUGGACAAGUGCGACGCGCUUAGGCCCCGUCCGCGUAGCGCAUGCGCUGCAGACGACUGCGAUCCGGCACCAAAGCAGGUGACAUUUCCCGGACCGUGUUUCGAGGACUCGGCCGAGUGGCAGUCUACCAAGUCGACGGCAGCAGGCCUGUUUCAGGCCCUGGGCCAGCAUUACGACGAACCGUGGUUCCCGACCGUGAUCAACGAAUGGUCCACACUUUAUUACCAGUGCAGCCACGCGUGCGAUUACUGGCAGUGCCGGGAAGAGUGGCUGGCCGGCGACGAGGAGGUUCGGUUGACCAUAUGGUCCGAGGUGCUCAAGUACAGGGAACAGCACGAGAGGCAGCAAAACGGAUGCGCUACUGAGGUAACAAAAACCUAUGGAUGCCCAAACAAGGCCAACGAUCGAUUCGACCUACAUCACAAGAAUGUAGAACCCUUAUGUGAGGAAGAUCUGCCAUCUACAGAUGAGAGGGCACGAGACGAAGCUGAGGCGACUGAAAUAGCUCUCGCGGAUCCGGAUGACAACCCUGACUGGGUGGAAAUGCGACGCAAGAUGCGUGGCUCGUUCGCGGCGCUAAACGUAGCCCGAUGCGAAGUCAGUGCUGAGCUACUAGACCACAUCAUGAUCGAACUGUGCAAGUACUGGGCUAACGCACCUGAAACUGAGAACUCCUGUCAAAUCGACCAGCAACUGGAGCGGAACAUCAUUCGAGAGAUUCAAAACUUUCGAUUUAAAUUAUUUGACGUGGCCGUUAUAAUUGAACCAGAAAUACAGCAGCGCGGUCCGGAUGCGUGUCAAGAGCCGGACCCUUGCAGGAAGCAGGAACCUUGUCAGAAACCAGAACCGUGUCGGAAGCCUGAACCUUGUGGAAAUUCGGAACCAUGUUCUCUACCAGAGUCGGAACCGUGUUCAUCACCAGAUCUGGAACCAUGUGCUCGAUCAGAGCCAAAACCUUGCUGCCCAAAAAAGCCAGAAUCUUGUUGUCUGCGGGAACCGGAACAAUGUUGCCCUCAGAAACCGGAAUCAUGCUGCCCACCGAAGCCAGAUUCUUGUCGCCUGAAAGAACCGGGACAGUGUUGCCCUCAGAAACCAGAAUCGUGUAAAAUGCUGGAACCUUUGCAGAAGCCGGAACCGUGCUGUCCAAAAAAGCCGGAACCGUGCUGCCCAAAGAAGCCGGAACCGUGCUGUCCAAAGAAGCCGGAGCCAUGCUGUCCAAAGAACCCGGAAUUAUGUUGCUCACAGGGACCAGAAUCGUACUGUUCACAAAAUCCUGUACCGUGCUGCCCAAUGUCACCACCUAAACCUAAGUGUUGUGCCCGCAGACGAUCUACGAAAACAAAGUUGGCUGAAGCCCGAGCUCGGCAUAACGCUACACAAGUUCGGGAUCGUGACGUUACAACUGGAUGGUUAGGUGGGAACCCCCACCAAUAA